Vairimorpha ceranae is the source of this 1590-nucleotide messenger RNA. RefSeq lists its product as hypothetical. The transcript has a single exon. The coding region runs from base 1 to 1590 and encodes 529 amino acids. Lineage: Eukaryota; Fungi; Microsporidia; Nosematidae. The record is from RefSeq and is a predicted model, not a curated record.
AUGAACUUUUCUACAUGCGCUUCUACAGAAGAAGAGUCUCUAAACAAAAAAAUUACAUCGUGCGUCACUUCACUACAUCGUCAACUUUCAAAUUUUCCUAAAUUAAAGAAUAUUGAAUGUCAUCUGUGUACUGAGUCGAUUUCCCUGAAUAACGUUCAUGAUUUAGUAAGAAUUUAUUCUUGCAUGCUAUAUUGUAUGAAGUUACACUGUAAAGUUCUUCAUAAAUUAAGUGUCUACGAUAUUUUUUCAAUAGAAACAUUUUUACUAAAUUUUAUUUUAUCUGAUGAUAUAACAGAAAUAGAAUAUUUAAUAAAAUAUAAUAAUAAUUCUAAUGAAAUAAGGUAUAAAAAAGCUCUUAAAGAUCAGCUUGUUGCAAUUUUUAGAACUUUUUUUCAAGAAAAAAUUUUUAACAUUAAUUGUGAACAAGAAAUCGAAAGUAUGCUGUAUUUUUAUUACAAAAAAAUACGAGAUGACAAAAAAGAUGAUUAUCUAACUAAUUUUACAUUAGUAAUAUUAUUUUUAAGAAAAGAGUAUAUUAGAUUUAAUAUAAUUUUUAAAAAAUUCAAUAAAAAUAGAUUUACGAUUAAACUUGCGAUAUUAUUUGAAAUGACUGAAGACAAUACAAAGGAGGCAUUAGAAAAAUACAGAUUAUUUGAUAAAGCCUGUAGUGUUCAGUCUUUAUUUUUAUCUAAUUUACGAAAAUUUUUAUCUUCAACAGGCUUAAAAAGUAAUUAUUAUUUAGAAUCAAUAAAAAAACUUUGUGAAACCGACGGCGAUAUUGACCAAUGGUUUAAUAUCAUUAAAAAUGAAGUUAAUUGGCAUAAUUGUGUUGUAUUAUGGGCUAAUAAUCGAUGUAAUAAUUCUUCUUACGUAGAUAAUUCAAUGAUUGAUAUUUGUAUUAAAUACGGUAAAUACGAAGAUGGUUGGAAAAUUUAUAAUAAUUACAAUUUGAUCGAAACAUCAAGAUUUUUAAGAGGUGUGACAUUGUGUUGUAUAGCUAUGAAAAAUGUUAAACACUGUAAAUGGAAAAAAAGACUAGUUGAAGUAAUAGAUUUAAUUUUUAAAAAUUUAGAUCUUUUAAAUUUAGAAAAUUUAUUAGAGAACAUUCUAAUUAACAUUGAAAAUUUGCCAAUUUCCCAAAUAAUUGCUAUUGUAAACGAAUUACAAAAACAUUUAAUUAGGCUAUCACUAAAAGAAUCAAUUAUAGAGUGUUUAUUUAAUUUCUAUAACAUUUAUUGCUUUGAAUACCAAAAUCAAGAACUGAAUAAAAUUUGUUGCACGAACGCUAUAUACAUUUAUAAUAAGUGGAACAAGUCUAAAACAAAAAAUUUCAAUUUAUUUAGAAAGAAAACAGAAUUUGAUACUAAAAUAUAUUCGCAUAUGUUAGGUUUAUGUGAUAUAGCAAAAAAUUGCGAAUUUUUCAGCAAAGUGUGUAAAGAUCUACUUAAAAAUGAUGCACAUAUAAGCAGAGAUCUGUGCAGAAGACUUGAAAAUUUUCAUUCAAAAAACUGUCAGGAUUGUGAAUAUAAAAAAAAACAAGUUGUUACAGUCAAAGAAAGUCACAGUUUUAUUUCUCAUUUAUUUAAAUAA